UCCCGGCUCCCGUCGCGGCGCUCGCUGCCUCCGCCCCGGCCCGCCCCAGCGGCGCGGCUAGUGGCGAGCGGACGGGACCGGCGCGGCGCGGUGGAGCGGCACUGUCGGGGAAGCGGCGAUGGCCGAUUACUGGAAGUCUCAGCCAAAAAAAUUCUGCGACUACUGCAAGUGCUGGAUAGCAGACAACAGACCUAGCAUUGAUUUCCACGAGAGAGGCAAAAAUCAUAAAGAGAAUGUGGCAAAAAGAAUUAGUGAGAUUAAAAAGAAAAGCUUGGAGAAGGCCAAAGAAGAAGAAAACAUGUCCAAAGAAUUUGCAGCGAUGGAGGAGGCUGCAAUGAAAGCGUAUCAAGAGGAUUUGAAAAGGCUGGGAAUCAAGCCAGAUGAAGUAGGUCCCAGUUCAACACAGAGUAAAACACAGAGUAACACAGAGGAGACUAAGGAAAAGAAAGAGAAGAAGGAAAAGAAGGAAAAGAAAGAGAAGAAAAAAAAGACACCUCAGGACACCUCAGUGCCAGCAAAAACUGAAACCAAGGAAUGGGUGCAAGGACUUUCUCCUGAAGGCUAUACAUAUUACUACAACACAAGAACAGGAGAAUCACAGUGGGAGAAACCUAAAGGCUUCCAAGGCAACUCUCAAAACUCGCAAACGGGAGCAGAGUGGGUAGAAGGUGCCACUGAGGAUGGUCACACCUACUACUACAACACACAAACAGGAGUAUCCACGUGGGAGAAACCAGAUGGUUUUGUUUCAUCUUCAAAUGAGAAGAGUCAACGUGACUCAUCUGAAUCAGACUCAGAAGAUAGUGGGAAUGAAGCACAGAGUUCAGAAAGAAGUUUCAAGAGGAAAGGAGAUAAUGGUGAAGAAUCAGAGGAAGGGAAAAAAUCUGCCAAAGCUAAGAAGUUAAGUCCUUAUGGGAAAUGGCAAGAAGUCAAGCCAGAAGAAACUGCUGAUAAAGAGAAGAGUACAUCAGCUUCCCCAGAAGCUUCCAGCGAUGCAGCCGAGGCCAAGCCUCUUGGGAAAUGGAAAGCCAUUAGUGAAAAAGAAGAUGAAGAACCAUGUGAAAAUGUGGACCUGGAGCUUCCUACUACAGAGAGCGACACUCUGCCACCUCCAGUGCUCGAUAUCCCAGAAGAAGAAACAGUGAUCUUCCAGGAGAAGACCGUCACCUCCCUUGGAGACCUGACAGAAGGGGUGCCCACCUUUAAGAAGAGGAAACCUGAAAAUGGGAAAUCCAGAAACUUGAGACCAAGACUCAGUGAUCAGUAACACUUACCCAA
Dryobates pubescens (Downy woodpecker) is the source of this 1278-nucleotide messenger RNA. RefSeq names its product WW domain binding protein 4 (gene WBP4). The record is from RefSeq and is a predicted model, not a curated record. The transcript has 10 exons. Gene Ontology annotation, cellular component: nucleus; precatalytic spliceosome. NCBI's taxonomy places the organism in Eukaryota, Metazoa, Chordata, Aves, Piciformes, Picidae. The coding region runs from base 119 to 1267 and encodes 382 amino acids. Gene Ontology annotation, biological process: mRNA splicing, via spliceosome. Gene Ontology annotation, molecular function: RNA binding; protein binding; zinc ion binding.